Candidozyma haemuli is the source of this 1308-nucleotide messenger RNA. RefSeq lists its product as uncharacterized. The transcript has a single exon. Gene Ontology annotation, molecular function: GTPase regulator activity. Bases 1 to 1308 code for a protein of 435 amino acids. Lineage: Eukaryota; Fungi; Ascomycota; Pichiomycetes; Serinales; Metschnikowiaceae. Gene Ontology annotation, cellular component: nucleus; cytoplasm. The record is from RefSeq and is a predicted model, not a curated record.
AUGGAUGAUAUUUUAGCAAGAGCAAGCAAUCAGGCAGUUUCGUUCGCGAUUCGAUCAGGUAUAUCUUUGGCCUCCGGUUAUGCAAUAAAAACCCUCUCGAGGUUCUUGGAUCGCAUACCUGAAGCCAAGCAGCAUCCCAUCUUCAAGGCUAAGGAAAAGCUAGAUAGAAAGCUCAGCAGUGUUACACAAUUAAUAUCGUUGAUAAAAUUGGAGAACGUGUCGAAGAACUCCAUCUUGAAACCAACAGUCGACCUUAUUGAUGACCUUGAGAAGGAUAUCAACCAAUUCAAUGAUCGCAUGGAUCAAAUGGUCCAUUCGACUUCUCCCAUGAAUACAAAACAAACCAUUGAAGUCAUACAGAAGGACCUAUCUGAGCUUAAUCAGUCUUUAAACGAAGUCGUACCUUACAUAAAUCUAGCUCUUAAUGUGACGGGUCUAAAUUUCAAGAAUGACUCUACGGAUAUUUCCUUUAGUAGUCUUCUUCGCGCCUACAGCUAUUUGUUUGCAGUUGGUCGGCACUCUGAAGAUGUCACCACGGGUCCUGAAUUUGACUUCAAGUUCUACUCCGUCUUUUACAAUCCCAGUCGUGUGAGAUAUAUAGAGGGAGCGGCCUCUUCUGUAAGUGCCCUAUCAUGGAAAGAAGAAUAUGCUAGGUGCCGAGUCCAAUUGAUAAGGGAAUCUGCAUUUCAGUACCACAUUCAAAUAACCGAGAAUUAUGAUGAUGGAAGAUAUCACGAGGAUGAAGUGGUGCAAAGAAAAACUUAUCCUGUCAACAAUGUAUUGCGUCAAUACUACACUGCAAGCGGUAAACUUCUUCGCCUUGAAGACUCCGAUUCACCCAUUUUGGUUAUCAAAGUAAAGGGGAAAGAAAAUGAGCUCGACUACAUUGCGUUUUCACUAUAUGAAUCCAUUGAAGCCAGCCAACCAGCCGACGCUGAAGAAAGUCUAUCUGAAGAAAGUGACACGUGCAGCGAAAGCGAUGUAAAGUCGACGGGUGAUGCGAGCAAAAACUCGAGACUUCCUCGUAUCAAAAAAGAAAGCCCGAGCAAGCUCAAGGUAGACACGCAGCAUACUUUGUCCAGCUUUCAGUAUUUGCUUAGAUUAGCAGCUGUCGAAGAAAGUGAGCAAAAAGAAGUUUGUCGUGUGGAAGACGAGAAGUUGCAACAACUCCUCGGGUCUCGGGUGCAGCGUGUCCUAAGCUUUGAAAAACAAGAAAAUAACGCUGGUCUUACAGAAUCGCAACAUAACCUAGAUUUGGAAUCAAGCACCCGUCAGUUAAAAAAUCUUAGCCUUGGAUCAAAUUCUUGA